AUGCCCAGCCUGCUCCGCCACCUGUCGCGUCCGCUCAGCCUUGCCGGUCUGGUGACCGUGCUGGCGGUCGGCCUGUCAUUCGCGGUGCAGCGCGGCGAGGCCGCCCCCAGCCUGCUGUUGCUUGCUGGGUUCCUGUUGCUGUUCGUGCUGCACGGUUGGGCGUCGAUGCCGUCGCGCGUGCGAGCCGUCGCCGCCGUGCUGCAGGCGCUGCUGGCGAUUGCCCUGGUCGCGUUGCAGCCGCGCACCGGCACCGCCCCCGUGCUGCUGGUGGUGCUGGUUGCGCAGCUGGCCGAGCACUGGCCGCCGCGCUUCGUGCUGGGUGUCGCAUUGCUAGCCAACCUGGCGAUGUAUGCGGUGCUGCGCCACAGUGGCUUCAGCCAGCCGCUGCUGGUGGUGCUGCUGUACGGCGGCUUCCAGGCGUUCGCCGCACUGACCGCACACUACGCACGCAGCACGGCCCUGGCCCGCGAUGACCUGGCCCGGGUCAACGCGGAUCUUCUGGCCACGCGCGCAUUGCUGGCCGACAGCGCCCGCGAUGCCGAGCGCCUGCGCCUGGCGCGCGAACUGCAUGAUGUGGCCGGCCACAAGCUCACCGCGAUGCGGUUGAACCUGCGCGCACUGGCGGCUGAUCCUGCGCUGGCCGGGCGCGACGGCUUGGUGCUGGCCGAGCAGUUGUCGGGCGAACUGCUGGCCGACAUCCGCCAAGUGGUGCAGUCGAUGCGCGAUGAUCGCGGCCUCGAUCUGGCCACCGCACUGCACGCGCUGGCCGCACCCUUCCCACGGCCGAAGCUGCAACUGCGGAUCGGCGAGGGCGUGCGCGUGACCGAUCCGCUGAUGGCCGAGACUGUGCUGCGGCUGGUGCAGGAAGCGCUGACCAAUGCGGCCCGGCAUGGCAACGCAGGCACCGUAUGGCUGACGAUCAACGAAGAGGAUUCCCGGUUGCGCAUCGAUAUCCAUGAUGACGGCCAGCGUGCCGAACGCAUCCGCGAAGGCAACGGCAUUGCCGGCAUGCGGCGGCAUGCUGCUGACCGCAUGGGUGCCGGCAUGAGCGGCGCCGCGAUCCGUGUUGCCCUGGCCGACGACCAGGCGCUGGUCCGCGCCGGCCUGCGUGCGCUGCUGCAGGGGCUGGGGGUGGAGGUGGUGCUGGAGGCCGAGGAAGGCCAGGCACUACUCGAUGCGCUGCUCACGCAGCCGGUGGACGUGGUGCUCAGUGAUGUCCGCAUGCCGGGCCUGGAUGGCAUCGAAGCGCUUCGCCAGCUGCGCGCACGUGGCGAUGCCACGCCGCUGCUGCUGUUGACCACCUUCGAUGAGAGCGACCUGCUGCUGCGUGCCAGCGAGGCUGGUGCACAGGGCUUCCUGCUGAAGGACGCCGCGCCUGCCGACCUGCGCGAGGCGAUCGAGCGCGUCGCCGCCGGCGAGACGCUGCUGAUGCCGGUCAGCACCGAGCCGGUACGCGCCCGCUAA
Molecule: messenger RNA, 1464 nt
Organism: Cylicocyclus nassatus
Lineage: Eukaryota; Metazoa; Nematoda; Chromadorea; Rhabditida; Strongylidae
Source: the annotation of a GenBank genome assembly